Thamnophis sirtalis is the source of this 4639-nucleotide messenger RNA. NCBI's taxonomy places the organism in Eukaryota, Metazoa, Chordata, Lepidosauria, Squamata, Natricidae. The record is from RefSeq and is a predicted model, not a curated record.
GCCAGCCCUUCUCCCAUUAUUGUGAACACCGAGACUCUGGAGCCCAGCCUCUCCGUGAAUGGCAGCGACGGCAUGUUCAAGUACGAGGAGAUCGUCCUGGAGCGGGGAAACUCCGGCCUGGGCUUCAGCAUCGCUGGUGGCACCGAUAACCCCCAUAUCCCUGACGAUCCUGGCAUUUUCAUCACCAAGAUCAUCCCCGGUGGGGCGGCUGCCAUGGAUGGGCGCCUGGGGGUCAACGACUGUGUGCUCCGGGUCAACGAGGUCGAUGUCUCGGAGGUGGUGCACAGCAAGGCGGUGGAGGCGCUGAAGGAGGCAGGGCCGGUGGUGAGGCUGCUGGUCAGGCGAAGGCAGCCCCCUCCGGAGACCAUCAUGGAGGUCAACCUCAUGAAAGGACCGAAAGGGCUGGGCUUCAGCAUCGCGGGGGGCAUCGGGAACCAGCACAUCCCGGGCGACAACAGCAUCUACAUCACCAAGAUCAUCGAAGGGGGCGCGGCCCAGAAGGACGGGCGGCUGCAGAUCGGCGACCGGCUGCUGGCGGUAAACAACACCAACCUGCAAGAGGUGCGGCACGAAGAGGCUGUGGCCGCUCUCAAGAACACCUCCGACAUGGUGUACCUGAAGGUGGCCAAGCCAGGCAGCUCCCACAUGAAUGAGCUGUAUGCGCCCCCAGACUACGCCAGCACUUUCUCUGCCUUGGCCGACAACCACAUAAGCCAUAAUCCUGGCCUAGGCUAUCUCGGAGGCAUGGAGAGCAAGCCCGCUUACCCUGCUCCCCCCCAGGUCACGCCUGCCCGCUACUCGCCUGUGCCCCGCCACCUGAUUGGAGAGGAGGACUUCACCAGGGAGCCCCGGAAGAUCUCUCUGCACAAGGGAACAAGUGGUCUGGGCUUCAACAUUGUGGGGGGCGAGGAUGGGGAGGGCAUCUUUGUCUCCUUCAUCCUGGCCGGGGGACCAGCAGACUUGAGCGGGGAGCUGCGGCGUGGCGAUCGGAUCCUAUCGGUGAAUGGCGUCAACCUCCGGAACGCGACACAUGAACAAGCGGCAGCAGCCCUGAAGAGGGCGGGGCAGACUGUCACCAUCGUGGCCCAGUACAGGCCGGAAGAGUACAGCCGCUUUGAGUCCAAGAUCCAUGACCUCCGAGAGCAGAUGAUGAACAGCAGCAUGAGUUCGGGCUCCGGUUCACUUCGGACAAGCGAGAAGAGAUCCCUCUACGUCCGGGCCCUCUUUGACUAUGACCGAACUCGGGACAGCUGCUUGCCCAGCCAGGGACUCAGUUUUUCCUACGGGGACAUUCUGCACGUCAUCAAUGCCUCGGAUGACGAGUGGUGGCAGGCCAGGCUGGUGACCCCUCACGGCGAGAGCGAGCAGAUCGGAGUCAUUCCCAGCAAGAAGAGGGUGGAAAAAAAGGAACGAGCACGCUUGAAAACAGUGAAGUUCCACGCUCGGACAGGGAUGAUAGAAUCCAACCGAUUGAUCAAAACGAAACGUAAAAAGAGUUUCCGUCUCUCUCGAAAAUUCCCCUUUUACAAGAGCAAAGAGAACUUGGCUCAGGAAAGCAGCGGACAGGAACAGGGUGUGACAUCCAACACCAGUGACAGCGAGAGCAGUUCCAAAGGACAAGAGGACACAAUUCUGUCGUACGAACCUGUGAUGAGGCAAGAAAUUCACUACGCCAGGCCAGUGAUUGUUUUGGGGCCCAUGAAGGACCGAGUCAACGAUGACCUCAUCUCAGAAUUCCCACACAAGUUUGGAUCCUGUGUGCCUCACACCACCAGGCCACGACGUGAAAACGAAGUUGACGGACAGGAUUACCACUUUGUGGGCUCACGGGAGCAGAUGGAGAAGGACAUUCAGGACAGCAAGUUUAUCGAAGCCGGGCAGUUCAACGACAAUCUCUACGGCACCAGUGUCCAGUCUGUGCGGGCGGUGGCUGAGCGGGGGAAGCACUGCAUCCUGGAUGUGUCGGGCAAUGCGAUCAAAAGAUUGCAGCAAGCACAGCUGUACCCGGUUGCGGUCUUCAUCAAGCCCAAAUCCAUCGAAGCGCUCAUGGAGAUGAACCGGAGGCAGACGUACGAGCAGGCCAACAAGGUCUUUGACAAAGCCAUGAAAUUGGAGCAGGAGUUUGGAGAGUACUUCACAGCCAUUGUACAAGGAGACUCCCUGGAAGAGAUUUACAGUAAAAUCAAACAGAUCAUCGAGGACCAAUCUGGGCAUUAUAUCUGGAUCCCAUCCUCUGAGAAACUGUGAUGUCCCCCUCCCUUCAAUCAACCCACUAGGAGAUCAGCGACCCUUCCCCCCCCGUCCUCUGCCCCAGAGGGGGAGCGAGAAGGCCACCCCGUCCCUUUUCUAGAUGGUUGACAAUUGCGUUUUCUAGUCCUGUUUUUUCUUUUUCUCGGGAUGGGCCAGUCUCCUUCAUCAAGUGACUGUCCCCACCAUUCCUGCAUGGACUAUCCUGCUGCUCCCCUAGAAAUGGGGACAACACCCUAUUUGAGAGUUUUCUGUGUUUUUAAUUAAGAAAAUACGUCAACUGUUGAAGUCAGAAAGCAAGGCAGGAGGUGGCAGUGGUCAAGGAGCCUCGAGAGCCACCGACGCGACACAUGGACAGUUCUUGCCCCUCUCGGUAGAGUGGAGACUGGCAGCCUGUCAAUUUUACCAAGAAGAAAAGGCAACAGAAUGCUUUUAUUUAUCUAGAUAUGUAAUUUUAUAUAUAUAAUAUAUGCUCUGAAUAUAUACAUAUAUAUGACUAGAGAAUGUUCUGAAUAUAGUCAUGUAUAUAUAUAUAUAUACACACACACAGGCACGCACACGCGAGACUAGAGAAUCCAAGGAGGCUGCUGGAAUGUUCUUUGCUAGCGAAAGAAUUGCCACCCUGCCUCAGCCAUUGGGACAGAAACCGCUGUGGAAGUGGAAUUCAUGGUACGGAGCGUUUUGUGGUUCUUCCAAAGCCGAUUGCUGCGUUUGGAAAGAGAGAAGCCAGCACUCUGGAGCAGACAGAGGGCCCAGAGCCACAUAAACAAACGACAACAAUUUAUUUGAGCACGCAAAAGCAAAAAGAUAACGCUACAUAUUAACUGCACAUUGUUUUAUGUCACCUGAUGUGUUUGCAUGAGAGGUUUUUUUAAGCUGCUGUUAAACCAAAAUCAUGUUUGUGUUGGUGUGUGUUGGCUUUUCAUUAUUCCAAGCUUUUUGAUUUUAAUAAUGAACUGAACGGGUAUACAAUCCAGUUUUUUAACUUAUUUUUUAAGAUUGUCCCAUUGUAAAUAGUUUCCAGACCCAACCUACAGACCGUGCGGGAUGAGCACAGCGGCGGCUGUUCUGUGUUGCAGUCGGGUCCCUUGGAAGAGACUCGACUCCGUCCCACUGACUCGUUCCGUGGGAGAGCCUGGAGCGGCUCCGUGCAGUGGGAAGCUGGACGCAGCAGGCGGCGUGAAGAGAAGCUUGUGCCUUGGAGGGUCACUCUUUCAACCAUGUUUUCAGUGGAAAAUUGACUCAAGAACCUGGGAAGUUCUUAUUCUAGCAGAAUUGUGCCAAAUUCUGGUUGCAACACUUGAAGCCCUUCCUGACCAAGCUAAUCCUUGGAGGCUCCGUGAAGAAUCGCACCCUCCGUCUCCUUUGUGCUUCUACAUGACCCUCGUUGCAGAGACGGACCCUGGCCGUUCCUUGCUGCCAACAUCCGCUUGCAAUUCUUAGGAUAGCAAAGGGCAAGUGCAAUUGAGAAUGCGCUCUCCGUGUGGCACAGACUGUUAGUCUUCCGUGGACUGCGGCUAGCUGCUAAUGGGAAGCCUUGGUUUGUGGUCAUGUCAGUGUGUAGACUGUAGGUGCAAAAAAGGGUUUGUUUGUUUUUCUAUUGCCGAACAAGAGAGUAAGUUGGAUUUGUGGAAGUUCUGGGUGGAGUGUCCAAGCGUUGCUAGACGGGUGCGAGCCCUUGCCCGUGGGCCAGAGGAGGAGAUUUGCCCACUUUUCGCCAUCUUGCCCCAAUCUCAAGUUUGAAAGGGACGAUUGUACACAUCUCGUUUCCAUGGAGCGAGAGCCACGGCUGCUACGGGAGGAGAGAUCCGAGUUGUCCUGGUCCCAAUCCUCCGGGUGGGACGAGGCCUCGGCUUGUAGCCGGUCGAUGCCGUCCGCUCCAUAGCUGGUAGGUAGCUAUAUCAUUCAUUGUGUGAUUUGUGCACGGCCUUCAUUGUUAAACAUGGGUGAAAACUGUCAUCUUGCGGAGAAUCAUUCUGGUAAGCGAGAAGCCAUUCCCACAUCAGCUGUGUUGCAAGAAACGUCAAGUGGAACUUCGGAAGGACCAGAGCGGCUGUUCACUGGUGAAGAGUCGGGAGGAAGCUGCUGUCAGGUACGAGAAUCCCUGGGGGUGGAAGGCUUUGGGAGAGGCCACCCCCCGACUUCCUCUGCUCAGCCGGUGUUUGCAAGACACGUUCUGAAGAACCGGACUAUGCAUCAAUAGAAACAGCGCUCGAGGUGGCUCGUCUCCGAUGACUUUUAUUUUGUAAUAGCCGGUCACUGUCUUCUAGGCUCAUGGAGGAAGCCUGCCUCCUCCAUGGCAUAGCUGAAAGUAUCCAACCAUGACACUAGUUGGUUUACCAGUGUUUCUUCCAAGGAGACAUAUAUUUUUAAUAAACGAACAUUGCAAUGA